UUGUUUAAUAAGGGAUACAUACAUACAAGCUGUAAUGCUUAAGGCGUUCCCUCUGCUUCCCCGCCUCUUCGGUUCCCCUGUUCGAAGGAUUUGUAUUAGCAAAAUGAGCUCUCCAGAGCUGCCACUAUGUCCAAAAUUCAAAUCUCUGGAAAAUGAAGAAAAUAAUAUAAGAGUAAACUCUGAUGGCUUCAGAUUCCGUGUUGUCUCAUAUAACAUUUUAGCUCAGGUUUAUGUGAAGAGCUCUUACUUUCCACAUUCUCCAUCACCUUGCCUCAAGUGGAAAGCUCGUUCCCAAGCAAUUUUGACUGUUCUUAAAAGUCUUGAUGCUGAUUUCCUCUGCAUACAGGAGUUAGAUGAGUAUGAUAGCUUCUACGAACAAAAUAUGAAGAGUCUUGGGUAUUCAGGAAUCUAUGUUCAAAGAAGUGGACAGAAGCGUGAUGGGUGUGGGAUUUUCCAUAAGGGUAACAGUCUCUUAUUCAGUGCAGAAAUGGUCUUAGAGGAGAAAAUAGAAUACAAUGAUCUUGUAGACUCGGUCAAAAAUGGAACUACAGUUAGCGUGAAUAGAACAUCUGAUGCACUGGUUGGCGGGAAUGAAGAGUUUGUACCCCAUGCUGAAGGUUCACCACCAAAGAAUGGACUGAGCCACACUGUAGAUCCUAAUGAUCCUCAUGUAAGACUGAAACGUGAUUGUGUUGGGUUGAUGGCAGCAUUUAAACUCAGGGAUCCUUCUAACCAUUUUGUCAUUGUGGCAAACACACACCUUUACUGGGAUCCAGAAUGGAUUGAUGUCAAGAUUGCACAAGCUAAAUAUCUUCUAUUUCGCUUGGCGCAGUUUAAGAAAAUUGUUUCAAAUAAAUUUGAUUGCACACCUUCGGUGAUUCUGGCUGGUGACUUCAAUUCUACCCCUGGUGAUAUGGUCUACCAGCUCCUCAUUUCCGGGAACUCAUCAGCCAUUCCAGUCCCAGAACAUUCUGAAGAGGCACCGAUUCCCUUAUCUAGUGUCUAUGCAUUUAUAGGAGGAGAACCACCAUUCACAAAUUGUACUCCUGAUUUCACAAAUACUCUUGACUACAUAUUCUUUUCCCCUACAGAGGGCCUGAGGCCAGUCAGCUUCCUUGAACUUCCAGGACCGGAAUCUUGUGAUGUAAUUGGUGGAUUGCCGAAUCACCACCAUCCAAGUGAUCAUUUACCCAUCGGCACUGAUUUUGAAAUUAUUAGGACUUGAAACAGCCAAGAAGUUCUCACUUGCAAUCAGUUUAGAUAUGAUCUAAUUUUAUAUGCGGAGGGGAAACAGGUUCUAUCCUUUUUCAGGUGAUCUCCUUGGCUUGGCAAUUUCAAAUAUCUGUAUCAUUAAUUUUGUUAAGCUUGACUGAUCAAUAAUAGCAUUGUGAGUGUUGUAUUGCUUUACUCAUUGGCCAAGUAGGCUGGCCAUUUAUUUGUUUAUUUAUUUUGAUGGGCAAGAAUUU
Telopea speciosissima is the source of this 1466-nucleotide messenger RNA. Its product is annotated as carbon catabolite repressor protein 4 homolog 4. The transcript is spliced from 10 exons. The coding region runs from base 35 to 1225 and encodes 396 amino acids. The record is from RefSeq and is a predicted model, not a curated record. Gene Ontology annotation, molecular function: poly(A)-specific ribonuclease activity. NCBI's taxonomy places the organism in Eukaryota, Viridiplantae, Streptophyta, Magnoliopsida, Proteales, Proteaceae.